AUGGCCAAACUGUGGUUCACCCAACCCAACCCAAGCCGUGCUUCACCCAACCCAAGCCGUGCUUCACCCAACCCAAGCCGUGCUUCACCCAACCCAAGCCGUGGUUCACCCAACCCAAGCCGUGGUUCACCCAACCCAAGCCGUGGUUCACCCAACCCAAGCCGUGGUUCACCCAACCCAAGCCGUGGUUCACCCAACCCAAGCCGUGGUUCACCCAACCCAAGCCGUGGUUCACCCAACCCAAGCCGUGGUUCACCCAACCCAAGCCGUGGUUCACCCAACCCAAGCCGUGGUUCACCCAACCCAAGCCGUGGUUCACCCAACCCGUGGUUCACCCAACCCAAGCCGUGGUUCACCCAACCCAAGCCGUGGUUCACCCAACCCAAGCCUUCGUUCACCCAACCCAAGCCAUGGCUCACCCAACGCAAGCCAAACAAAGGCAUCACCCUUUACAAUGGCUGCUACACAAGCUGUAGAAGUAUUAAUGGUCACCCUAUAUAUCAAACCCCUUCAACAGGCUUUGACAGAGGAAGUGGAUAGAUUUGUUGAUGGUUUGUGACAGUUAUAUCAGUAGGAGGGUUUUAAAGGACUCUAUUUAAUAUAGUUUGUAUCAUUCUUUGCACGUGUUUUUGCCUCCAUUUAUGUAAAAUGAUACUCGAUUUUUUUUAUUUAAGCUUAAAUUGAAAUCUAAUAUUUGGGGGAUUAUUUUUGCAUUAAGGGUUUGGACUGAAAGAAAAUAUACUUCCGUUUUAUCAAGUAUUCCCACAAAUAAGCUGUUGCCUCUAGAACACAAAUCGCUUUUUUUAGGGGGGGAUUCUUCUGCCUCAGAAACUUAGUAUCUGUAGCAUUUUAUAACAACUUUUGUCCUAUAAAGUGAAUCCUUAAAAAUCAAAACAGAAAUAACCUUUUGGAACUUUCUUGUACAUGUAAUUUACCCAUGCCGAGCUUUGAUAGCUGGACUUCAUGCCCUAAAAACCAGGCUUUAUUUAUUAAUUUUUUUUUUUUUUUAAAAGCUUCACUUUUUGAGAAUAUUAAGUUUUGUAAUUGUAGAUCUGUAUAGGUGGACGCACGCUGUAACGCACUUGCGAGUUCGCGAAAGUGAUGUACAUGUAUGAAAUGUAAAUACUUCAAUAAAACAAUACUUUUAUUAUCA
Molecule: messenger RNA, 1153 nt
Organism: Patiria miniata (bat star)
Lineage: Eukaryota; Metazoa; Echinodermata; Asteroidea; Valvatida; Asterinidae
Product: proline-rich protein 2-like
Exons: 2
Coding region: 1-540 (179 amino acids)
Source: RefSeq, a predicted model, not a curated record